AUGGAUACCGGAAACAUGUGUUGUGAGGUUACCUUCCAUGUCGACCCAUGCUGCGACUUUGAUUCCUCAACUUCGGCCGUCGCAACACCAAACGCCGCACCUGAGCCAUCACUAUUCGUCGUACCUCUUGCAUCGCCGAAAGCAGACGAAGAAGGAAACCCUCUAUAUACGGAAAUCAACAUACCACUUCCCGCUGUACCUGCGCCACCAAAGCAAGCUCCACAAUCUCUAUCACCACCACCCAAGUCGCGGUCGCGUGCGGUCUCGCUUUCGUCGCUCUCACCAUUUCACCGCAGAAGUCCGUCUAUCUCGUCUUCAGGGAGAACAAGCGAAGAGUGGCCGAGGAUCAAGAAGGAGGUAAAGAACAAGGAGGUUGCUGCGAUGAUGAACCUUAACCACCAAAGCAAACGAAAUCGCAGUGGAACGAUCGAUGCACUUGCAGUGGUACCUGCGGUUCUGGUGUUGAGUGCGGAGCUGUUUACACCUGGGCAAGGGAAUGAAGGGAGACGGAAGGACAGCGGAGUUGGCAGGUGGGAAAAUGGUAUUCGCUGA
Molecule: messenger RNA, 552 nt
Organism: Macroventuria anomochaeta
Lineage: Eukaryota; Fungi; Ascomycota; Dothideomycetes; Pleosporales; Didymellaceae
Exons: 1
Coding region: 1-552 (183 amino acids)
Source: RefSeq, a predicted model, not a curated record